AAAUUCUGAUAUAUCCUGUUAAAUCAUUUUAUGAUGACUAAAAUCACCAUUGUUGCUAUCUUCAUUGUUUUCUUCCUAGGGAUGGUGGCAAAAGAGACGCAAGGGCAACAUAUAUGUCAUCAGGUUCUACUAAAUGACCAUUGUGAUGGACCAACAUGCACAGAUCUGUGUGACAAGCAGCUGCAAGGAACUGGCCAGUGUUACAUGACUGUUGACAGACGACUUAUAUGCAUCUGUAAUUAUAUUUGCAGACCUUGAGACCUGUUUGUUCUUCUUGUCUACCCAUCAGGCAUCAACCUUUCAUCAAUCCGUAAUAAUAAAUAGUAAAAAUUUCUUGCAAUCUCAUGGAAAAACAUAAAUAUCCAUCUUAAAUGUGAAACUUUUACUUUGCCGUGUAGUUUAGCAGUUAGCACAAGA
Messenger RNA from Camelina sativa (false flax), 417 nucleotides. RefSeq names its product putative defensin-like protein 128. The record is from RefSeq and is a predicted model, not a curated record. Lineage: Eukaryota; Viridiplantae; Streptophyta; Magnoliopsida; Brassicales; Brassicaceae.